CGCAGACCGGUCGUAAUUACUCAUUGCCAUCGCGCCCGGCCCGCCAUCCCACUCUACAUCGCUCAAAGGCCGACGGGACCUGGACCGGGCGUUGCACCGUGGUGGCCCGGAUGCGUUAGGAAAGACUCAUCAGCCUGCAUCCUUAGUCAGCACCGCUUCUGCAACUCAGCCUCAUUAGAAGUCUGCGCAACAAGUGCGGCAUUAACCACAACAAGAGACCCACACCCUUUCACCAGCCUUCGCACACCCCACGGUCCAAGCGCUUGGCUCCCCACAGCUGCUGAGCGAGCAUCCGCCGCACGUCACCAACCCUAAGUAAGCCUUGCUUUGCGCGUGACAGGCCCUCGAAAUAAUCGCCGUCUUCACAAACCCUUCCCGGCCGGCAGUCGACACAGCAGCUUCACUGAGUCGCGCAACCUAUCAAACCGUCCAACUAGAUCGUUUGCUCGCCUUUCACGUAUUCACCAUGGCAAACAAUAACCUGCUGCCACACCACUCUCUUCCUGCGCGACCGCCUCCAUCGACAUACUCGGCGCCGCCCUCACGAUCAGGCAAUGUAGGCGCAAACCCACAGGCAAACUCGCCGAUGUUUGCUGGAUUCACACCUCGCUCGGUGGUAGCGCACGCGCCGCCACAGGUGUCUGCUGGACCAACUAUGUAUCCGCAAGCAACUGUGAGCGCUCCUUAUCAAGCUCCCGCUUACCAGUCGAGCAAUGCUUACAACAGCUAUGCGUAUCCAGCGUAUGCCGCUGCUGCACCAGCUGCGUCAUUCCCACCAACUGCCUCAAUGAAUCGUGGUGCGAGUGGCACAUAUGACCCUGAAGAAGAGGCGCGCAUAGCUGAGUGGAACAGCGCGUACAGCAGAGAUGACGCGAACGCUAGGAAGAGUGGUAUUCCUAAUACCGGCCUGGCUCAGCCCUCAACAGACACCGAGAAAGGAGCUCCUGACGGCAAGAAGAAGACCGUCGUUCGAGAGGGCGGCGGCAAGAACUGGGAGGACGAGACUUUGCUUGAGUGGAACCCACUGCACCCGCGACUCUUCAUUGGCAACCUUGCCGGCGAAGUUACAGACGAUUCGCUUCUGAAGGCCUUCUCAAAAUACCCUUCCCUGUCUAAAGCCCGCGUUGUGCGCGACAAGCGCUCUACGAAGAGCAAGAGCUACGGCUUCGUCAGCUUCUCCGACACCGACGACUACUUCCGCGCCGCCAAAGAGAUGAACGGCAAGUACAUCGGCAGCCACCCCGUACUGAUCAAGCGAGCAACUUCCGAGGUCAAGGCGGUUACGAAGAAAGAGGACAAGCACGGCAAACACGGCCAGAACGGCAAGUUCAACAAGAACAAGAACGGUGGCGGGAAUAAGCCGAAUACGGUCACCGCUGCCCCGGCGAUGACGGCUACGCUGCCGUUCAUCCCGCGAGGCGUGCAGAAGAAGGGCAAGCAGAGCGGCCCCCGAGUUCUCGGAUGAGCUGCGAGCUUCGCGUGGAGGACGUUCUUACUAUAAAUUGGGAAAAUACGCUCAGGAGGCCUGACCAAGCUACUGCUUCGAGGCAUGCGAGUCUAGCAAGAUUGCCGUGGCGAGGACUAACAGAGACAGAGCAAGGCUGCGUUGCGGCGCCAGCAGGAGUUCGUGAUUCGUCGUGACCGGGAGGUCUGUGAUGCGCAAGUUAUGGAGAGAAUUUGUUGUAAGUAUAAGUCGGGAUAGACUAGAGAGGGUUCGGCGCAUCCUAAUAUUAUCCAGUGAAAUAAAACUACUUCUCAAACAAUAUGAGUAUUUCGCAUUCACAAACUAGUUCGUGGAGGAACGUGAGUCUGGCCAACGCGAUGAU
Boeremia exigua is the source of this 1826-nucleotide messenger RNA. RefSeq lists its product as uncharacterized. The transcript has a single exon. The coding region runs from base 467 to 1465 and encodes 332 amino acids. Gene Ontology annotation, molecular function: mRNA binding. The record is from RefSeq and is a predicted model, not a curated record. NCBI's taxonomy places the organism in Eukaryota, Fungi, Ascomycota, Dothideomycetes, Pleosporales, Didymellaceae.